AUGACGGCAGUCCUGGACACAGCCCUGAGGGGUGACAGGCAGGUGACAUCUGGUAGCGGCGGGGAGCCGAGGAUGUCUUCUUCCGCCGACAUCACAGUGUGGAGGGCGCUCUCCCUGCUCAUGGCAAGCCUGCUGCUCGUGGCUGGCGUGAGUCAGAUCGGCUCGGACCAUCCCUGUAUGUGGGUGCCAGUUUACACAGUGCCCGCCGUUCUGUGCUUCGCCGUUGCCAUCAAACUGGAGUUCGCAGGGUGCCUGCCGUGGCGCGUAUGCUACCUGGUGCACACGGGGUGCUCGCUGGCCCUUUUGGUGCUGGUGCUGGUGCAGACUCUGCGCGCCGCCUACCGGAGCCGUACGGAACUACGGCACCAACCGCUGGUGGCGCUGCAGGCGCACCAGCUAUCCGAUAGUGCCAGGGACAUGGCGGCGCUAAUCAUCACUUUGAUCUGGAUGAAGAUGACCAAACACGUCUCCGACAGCCACGCAAGGCUGGUGCUGAGUCGUCAUCAGACAAGUCGCCUUCUGCCGGGACUGCUAAUUCUAGCACUGACGGUGCCUGGGCUACUGUGGCUCUCCUGCUAACAGGACCUGUUGUGGAUCUCCUGCUAAUAGGACCUGUUGUGGAUCUCCUGCUAAUAGGACCUGUUGUGGAUCUCCUGCUAACAAACUCAUCUCGUAAAGUCUUAGAUCUGCUGCUAGCGGGGCCAGUCAAAGAGCUCCUGCAAGCAAGAUCUGUUGUGAGUCUCCCGCUACCAGGCCCUGUUCUGGGGAUCCUGUUGAGGAUCUCCUGCUUACAAGGUCUGUGACUCUGUCCUUGAAGGCCUCUGCUAAAUCUCCUGUUGCAGCUCUCCAGCGACGAAUGGGCACUGUUGUACUCUUCUGUUUGGUCUCCUGUUGAUAGCAUAUGUCGUGACUGCUGUUGUGGAUCUCCUGGCAAGUUGGAUCUGCCCGGAUCUGCUCGGAUCUGCUGGGACUUUUCUGCCGCCGUUGUCCAUUACUGCUCAGAGGACCUGUGUGUGCCUUUUCAUGUGACAUGUGUGCAGUGUGUGCGCGUGUCAUGUGUGUGUGUGUGUGUGUGUGUUCGUUAUCGAUCAAUGAACUGUGGACAUUAUUGCGGAACCUUAUCCAAUUUUCUGGGUGCCAAAAUGUAUAUUGUUUGCCUUUACUAGUAUUGUGUUGCGUGCAAGAUGUGUUAGUUCGGAAGUUGAAGCGUUGAGGCAUUUCUUGCUUCGCUGAUAAUCCUUAUGUUAUACCGGAGUUCGAACUCGUACCAUGCUUGUUUAUUAAACGUCGCUUACCUACGUCUAUGCACACUGCAUACAGUCUAUCUGUAAAUAGAUAGGUAGGUAUAAAUUAUGAUACCGUUUCUAAAAUAAUAAUACAGUAGGUACCUAUGUCGUGUUUUGUGUGCCUGUGUGCUACACGUUUUAGCAUAAGCAGCAUCCGAUAUUGCCAAUGUCAUGUGAAUGUAUUUGAUCUUGCUCCAA
Amphibalanus amphitrite is the source of this 1484-nucleotide messenger RNA. Its product is annotated as transmembrane protein 220-like. The transcript is spliced from 7 exons. NCBI's taxonomy places the organism in Eukaryota, Metazoa, Arthropoda, Thecostraca, Balanomorpha, Balanidae. Bases 1 to 579 code for a protein of 192 amino acids. The record is from RefSeq and is a predicted model, not a curated record.